Messenger RNA from Folsomia candida, 1196 nucleotides. RefSeq lists its product as uncharacterized. The coding region runs from base 170 to 1102 and encodes 310 amino acids. The transcript has 4 exons. NCBI's taxonomy places the organism in Eukaryota, Metazoa, Arthropoda, Collembola, Entomobryomorpha, Isotomidae. The record is from RefSeq and is a predicted model, not a curated record.
ACUCCUUUCCACAUAAACAUAUUACAGGAUUAGGUCAUAUAGAAAGAGAAAUAAAAGUACUUCUGAGCAACAAAAUCAACAUGGUAUUGAACUAAAUUGAUCAGCGUAACUACUUUUCUCAUUAUAGCUUAGCUAAGAUUGCCGUGUUUUUAAAUAUCUCAAUUAAAAAAUGAAUUUUACAAAUCUAGUCAUUCUAUUCUUCCUUAUCUCUCAGAUCUCAAUAACACCCACUAUAUCGUGUAACAAUAUAGGUAAAGGUUUUGCGAAAGAAGCUGCUCGUGAAUUUUCAAUAGCUGCAGUUCAAUCAUCCGAGGAUCUCAAGAGAUCACUUGAUGAUGCCAGUGCAAGACUUACUGACGCCAUGGGGGAAGGAAUUGAUGCGACGAGACAAGUCGUCGCAGAAUUGUCUACCAGUAUCUCCGAUCUCGCUAGAUCAGUCAGUGUAAAGAUUAAUUCGGCAGAUUUCGAAAAUUUGGGAAAAGCUGCGACUGAAAGUUUGAGAGAUGCGGUGGAUAAGCUGUCACAAAACUGGAAUUUGUCCCUAGACACCGCCGAUAUGAAGGAUUUUGGAGCCGAAGCGUCCAAAAAUUUGGGAGAAGCUUUACAAAAUAUCAAUAUAAAAUUGAGUCUCAUGAUCAGUGUUGCAUUUGAUGAUAAUGUCGUCCGAGCUGUGGGAUAUGCUUCAAUAGCGUUGGGGAUAGCGUUUUCCGUACUUUUUAUUGCUAUCGUGGUCAGUUUGAAGUCAUGUCGGAAGUGUACCGUGUCCCUCUUCACGGCGUAUGUCGGAGUUUGUCGUAAUAAUAAUAAUAUGGAUGAAGAAGGAAGUAAAAAUUUAGAAGGAGAGGAGGAAUCUGAUUCCAAUAAAAAUUCAAUAAAGCUAGAAAACAAUCGGAGAGGACAGGUCGAUGGUCGACAACAAAACCAAAGAAAAUUGUUGGAUAAUUCGGUAGAAGAAUUCAAUGACGACGCAAAAGUUUAUAACGUGCUGGUGGAGAAAGGAGAUCGCAAGAAGGAACGGGAAUCUUUAGCAGGUUUUACAUCGCAGAAAUUUUCCAAUCUUAAAAAUUUCUGGAGUACACAAGAAGAGCAUUCAAGCUUUUGAUUGGAGCUUGACUGUAGUUGAAUUAGUGCAACAAUUAAGACUACAUGAUUUUUUAUAUUUUUGUAUGUUUCGCCAAAGGCGUGUAUACCCAGAC